GACAACGGACCAGCCUCUCAAAGAGGAAAUUUUUUUUUUAUUUAUGUAUAUACAUACAUAUAUAUAUUUAUAUUUAUUUAUUUAUAUAUAAAUAUUUUAUGUGUGUGUGUAUAUAUAUAUAUAUAUAUUUGUCUAAGUGCAUAUACUGAUAUAUAUAUAUUUAUUUAUAUAUAUAUAUAUAUAUAUAUAUACACACACUGUAUAUACAUAUAUAUAUAUGUUGUUUCCGUGCCAUUUCGUUAACCAUCCAUUCUUAUACCCUCCCGACAGCAUCAUCAUCAACAGGAACAGACAAUCGAUUGUCAAGUUUUUUCAGUGAGUUUCUAAGAUUCCAUUGGAGGAGCAAGGAGUAUCUACAUUGGAGUACAGAAGAAAGAUUUGAAAGAUAUUGCUAAACCAUCAUAAAAACCGAGAUAUACUUUUAUACUUUUAAAGAAGAUAUUACUGUUCCCUCCACCCAUUUUCUCACUAGUUUUGUGAAAUCUAGUAAAAAAAAAGUUGCAGCUUGUAAAUAUGACUUCAGUUAUUUACAUAACUUGUGUGUAACAGAACAGUGAAUUAGUUGCUUCCAAGCCACUACUUCAACCUGUGUAUUUUGGGGGGAUUGUGACAUUUAUCAUAUAUAUAUAUAUAUAUAUAUAUUCAUCAUUAGUUUUUCAGUUUCAUCAGUGGAAUUUCUACCAUGUACUCCAUGCAAUCUGUUUACUCCAUGAGCGAGCAAUUUAGCUGUGAUUCAUGUGAGAAAACCUUCCAGCUAUAUGACCAACUUAAGGCUCACAAGAGAUCUAUGCAUGCUGGUAGUGGUGAACAUAAAUCUUUCAUAUGUGAAUUCUGCCACAAGGAAUUCAGCCAGAUUUCGUCCUUGCGUAACCACGAACGCACACACACAGGUGAGAAACCAUUCCAGUGCCUGACUUGCAGUAAGUCAUUCAGCCAAAGGGGCAAUUUGAAACACCAUGAACGAAUACACACUGGUGAAAAACCAUUCACUUGCGAGAUGUGUGCAAAAGCCUUUAGCCAAGUGUCAAGUCUGCGCAACCAUGAGAGGACGCAUACAGGCGAGAAGCCUUUCACCUGUCCAACUUGUUCGAAAGAGUUUAGCCAGAAGGGAAAUCUGAAAAUACACGAGAGAACACACACUGGCGAGAAACCUUUCACUUGUUCCCUCUGUACCAAAUCUUUCAGCCAGAAAGGAAAUUUGAAAACACAUAUGCGCAACCAUGGAGAUAAAAAAGAAUUCAGCUGCUCCCUCUGUGGAAAAGUAUUCUCAUGUAAAUCAUUGCUGAAAUGCCAUGAAAAAGCACAUAAUGUGUCUGAGGCAGGUAGUAGUCAAGGAAUUGGCACAGCCAUGGGGCAAGAAGCAAUAGGGCUGGUCCCAAAUACCACAACUGCCAUUGAGGGCCCAGCAGGCUCCAUUGACCUUAGAAAGGACCUAUAUAACUAUCACAGCAACAACAGCAACAGCAACCAUAAUCACCCACAGCACACAUCAGCCACCACAAGUGUACAAGCUCAGCAGCCACACUUGUCACAACAGCUGCGCAAUCAAACCAACUUUGGUGCUAACUCCAGUGGAUUUGAUCCUAGGGAUCACCUAGCAGCCUCACAGUUAGAUUUAACCACUGAUAAUCGGCACACUCAAAACAACCGUGUCUAUGUGUAAGGAGCCAUACCCACCAAAGCUGCCAAAUAAACCAUCAUUUUAAUAAAAACGAACUCUCUUUGGACAACACUUUUACUAUUUUUAUUAUUGUCAAAAGUAAUUAUUAUUAUUGUUGAUAUUGGCAAGCAUCUAAGGACAGCACUCAGUUCUUAAAGAACUGAGUCCAUUUCAAUUCAUGCUUGGAACCACUAAAUGCUCUUGGCUAAAGCACAGACUCCAUAAGUUUCUAUUUCUUUCCUUCUCCAUAAAAAUAUUGUCUUCAUGCCAGUAUAAGAAACUAUUAUUAUUAUCAUCAUCAUCAUCGUCGUCAUCAUCAUCAUUAUCAUCAUCAUCAUCAUCAUCUGUUGUGAUUGCAAAGGCUAAGUAGGUGCAUUAUUGCAGUUCAGGCUUCUGGGAGCUGUAGAUCUAAAUUCUGCUACAAUCAUUGUGUUGUGUCCUUUGGGGUCAAGAUGUUUACUCAAUUACUUACCUCUAAAAACUAUGGGUCAAGAGGGUUUUUUUUUAACUCUUGCUUUUACUGAUAAGAUAUUGACUUCAGGAAAUGAGGUCAUAUCCUAUAAAUGUCAAUAUUGAUUUUAUAUAAUUCCAGGAUCAAGAGGCCAGAGUGGUUUAAAAAAUGUGCCACUAAGAUUUACCAGUCAAGUCUUUUUCUUUUCUCUUACAAAAAGGGCCUUGUAUUUAGAGAGAGAAGAAAUGAUCAUUAAGGUGGUGAGCUGGCUGAAUCAUUAGCACCUCGGCUAGAAUGCUUAACCAUAUUUCUUCCAGCUCCUCUACAUUCUGAGUUCAAAUUCUGCUGAGGCCAACUUUACUUUUCAUCCUUUUGCAGGUAAUAUAAUAAGGACCAGUUAUGUAUUGAGGUUGAUGUAAUCAAUUUGCCCCCUCCCUUCAAAAUUACUGGCCUUGUGCCAGAAUUAGAAUUACUAUUAUUGUUAUUAGGGUGAAUGAAUUGCCAGAAUCAGUUCAAAUCUCUUUGGGGUCAAAUUUGCUUUACAUUCUCCUUGGAUCAAUAAAAUAUAGUACCAGUUAGUUAAAUCAAAUUUACUCUUCCCUUAAUUUUAUGUCAUUUGCCAGUGUUGGGUGGCGAACUGGCAAAAUGCUUAGUGGUAUUUCACCUGUCUUUACAUUCUGACUUCAAAUUCCACCAAGGUUGACUUUGCCUUUCAUCCUUUCAGGGUUAAGACAUACCAGUUACGCACUGGGGUCGAUGUAAUCGACUUGAUCCCCUUCCCCAAGCAACCCUUGUGGCGAAAAUUUGAAAUAAUUGUUAUUAUUAUUACCAUUAUAAGGCGUUGAGCUGGCAGAAUCAGUAAGGAUGCCAGGCAAAAUGCUUUGUGGCAUUUUGUCUGUCUUUAUGUUCUGAGUUAAAAUUUCACUGAGGUCAACUUUGCCUUUGGGUUUAUGUAAUAAACCAAUAUUUAUAGCUAAUUAUAUAUGGCACUGAAUUGAAAUCAUACUAAGGCCAACUUUGUUUUUUAUUUUCAUGUGAAAAAUAAAGCACCGGUCAUGUAUCCAGUCAAUCUAACCAACUACAUCCUUACCUCAUUUGAUGUGUGCCUAUGUGAAAAAUCAAUUAUAUACACACAUCGCCACACACAUACUGGUAAAACUGUUCUCUGCAGAAAUUAAUGUUGGUCUGUGUUAGCAUAUAUUAGAUUAAAUGUUGAUAUAAAGUGUUCAUUUGAUUCCAUUGAACAUUGUUUCUUUCCCAAUUUUCCUGUCUUAUUUGUUAUUGCUCGGGACACAACACAAUGUGUCUGUAACAAAGUUUGAGCUCAGUCUCCUAAUACAAUAAUAAUAAUAAUAUCACCAUCAGCAGUUACAACAAAUUUUCUCUAUAAAUUUCACCUUCAGCCUUUAUCUAUUGUUUUUCCUGUUACCCAGCUUGAGGUGAAUACCUGUUACUGCAGAGGUCCACAUUGACACCAGCAUGAAGACUUAUAGUUCUCAAUUAGAAAGAUUUUUUUUUUAACAUUCUGUUCUAGUUUUAUCUUCCCUCUAACUCAAAUGAUAACUUAUAGUUAAUCCUGCUACAUAUCUUUCUUUCCAGUUAUAAACAAGAGAGGUGCUUGCAGAGAGCAUUUUGGUAAACUUUGCCUUUUUUCCUUUCAGGAUCAAUGAAAUAUGUACCAAUUGAUUUAUUUCAGCUUGCAAGUUCAUUUAAUGCAGGUGACAUCUUGAUGUUCACUAUCUUUUCUGUUAUUAAAUUGUAUGUCUAACUCUCAUUUAGUCCCUACUGACUAUCACUUGUACUCAUCACUAUAUUUGCUUUACAAGCAAUGCUCCUACCUCCAUUCAUUUUCACCUGUUGUCCACUACUAUCAGCUGCGGUAGUCUUUGUAUUUACUCACUAAUAGUUUCUGUAUUUUGCAUAUGGCUCUGAAUAGUUGCUGACCUGUUGCUGCAACAGUAGUGCUGAUCCUACUGGUCACUGAUGUUGUCAUCUCUGCAUCUGCUUAAAGUAUCAGCAGUAAGUGAAGAUCUUCAUCAGCUGAUCAUUAACUUUAAUGAUCUCUGUCAGUGCUGUCCACCACUCGUUUCUGAUAACAAACCAAGGGAUUUUUUAUUUUGUUGUUCGAACUGCAAGAAAUAGAAGCUAAAUAUCCCUCGAAUCACACUAUUAUGUCUUAAUGAGAUGAAAGAACUUGUUGGAUAGUGUCAUCUCUGAUACAUUCUCUGGAAUAAAGAUGAGGUGGUCAUAGCUUGAACACUUUUGGGCCAUAGGUCAGUCUGGUCAGUUAGAAAUGACCUUGGCUGAAAUAGCAGCAACCUCUGCUGAUCAUGUAACUGUUGCCUUAAACAAAUUUUUUCAAAUACAAGUAUAAUAUUUAUGUUACAAUUUUUUUAGUUAUAGCCUGGAGAUUAGUGGAGUGGCAGAGAUGGUACAGUGUUGAAGUGAACAAUUUGCAGUAUUCAGUUCUCUCCCUUAUGCUUUCUAUAUACUGGGUUUCAAACCUCGUUGCCUUUCAUUCCUCCAGGGUCAUACUGGGCUCAAUACACCUUGCCCCCACCCCUCCCCGAUAAAUUUGUGAAGCCAUCCUUAAUGUUAAAAAUCGUUAUUCUUUUUCUUCUCAGAAAUCUGACAUACUCUUCACAUCUCCAAUGUGCCUCAUUUCCCCUCAUCCCUGCAACCUUACACUCAAGUCCAUUGCAUGUUAUUGGCCAAUAUGGAGAGAGCAGGGGGAGAGAGAGAGAGAAAUCAGGUAUGCAUGUACACCUGUGUUUAAAAACUGGUUUUCUGAUCACUUCCUGCCAUAAUUUACUAUCCAAAUCUGAACAUGACUAUCACCAUUAAUCACUCUCUGGGGUGACUUCACUACUGCUACUUAUAUUAUUACUAUCCCCACCACCACUACCAACACAUUUAUUUCUACCACCCUCACUAAUAACUCUACCAUCUUCACUUUUUAUAACAGCACUAGUAUUGCUAUUUGCACUGUUUCUAAGCAAUAACCAUCACCACCACCAAUAUUGCCUACACUAUGCUAUAUACUCAUUUAUUCUGUUGCUAGGUAACUAACCACCACUAUCACACUACUCCAACCAUUGUUCACCUUAAACCCUCCACUAAACAUUACAUACCAAUAUUAUAUCUCUAUAUAUAUUUAUGAUUGCUGAAUUGUAGAAGAUUUAGUAGUUUUUUUUGUUUUUUUUUGCCUAGAAAUAAUGUUUUUCAAAUUUUUUUCUUUUUAAUUUUUUUUUUUUUUUUUUUUGCCCCAUCCUCAAUAAAAUGGUUAUUUACUUCAUUCUUUUCAUUAAUAAUAUCACUGAGGUUUCUCUCUUUAAUUACACCUCAAAUCACAUCUGCUGAAAUGAAUUUUUACAUUUUUUUUUUCUUUUUUUAAUAAAACACAUUGUCCUUAACUAAAAAAAACAAAAAAACUCCUGUAAUUUUUUAUAAAAUAUUCCAUGUAUUGA
Octopus bimaculoides (California two-spot octopus) is the source of this 5578-nucleotide messenger RNA. RefSeq lists its product as uncharacterized. Gene Ontology annotation, cellular component: nucleus. Lineage: Eukaryota; Metazoa; Mollusca; Cephalopoda; Octopoda; Octopodidae. Gene Ontology annotation, biological process: regulation of gene expression. The record is from RefSeq and is a predicted model, not a curated record.